Messenger RNA from Uloborus diversus, 5087 nucleotides. RefSeq names its product mucolipin-3-like. The transcript has a single exon. Gene Ontology annotation, cellular component: plasma membrane; lysosomal membrane. The record is from RefSeq and is a predicted model, not a curated record. Lineage: Eukaryota; Metazoa; Arthropoda; Arachnida; Araneae; Uloboridae. Gene Ontology annotation, molecular function: NAADP-sensitive calcium-release channel activity. Bases 1 to 1857 code for a protein of 618 amino acids.
AUGGAUGCUACAGGUAGCAAACGACCUCGUAGCCAUGGAAUAACAGACAAGCAACCUUUUGUAUCUCCCUAUGUUGAAAUCUCAGGGGACAGUUGUGAAAAUGCAAACUGUUCUCAUUUGCCUUCAAGGGCAGGAUCCGUCAACAGUUUUCUUCAAGAAGCGGAAAUCAUAUCGCCAGCAUCCGAAAUUCGUACAACGAAAGCUCAUGAUCUUAUGCGAAAAAAAUUACGAUACUUUUUUAUGAACCCGAUCCAAAAAUGGAGAGCGAAAGGCCGUUUUCCGUGGAAACUUUGUUUGCAAGUUGUAAAAAUAGUCGUCGCAACUGCGCAGCUGAUAUUAUUCGGCUUGCAUAGUUACAGGUAUGUUAGACAACAUCUUGAUAUGACAACGGCCCUGAGUCGUAUUUUAUUGAAAGAUUGGGCUGCCGAUGUAACUGUGUAUCCUCCUAGUAGUGGACCCUAUGCUGUUUACACUAUUCCCGGCUUUUAUGAGAACAUCGAUAACAUUAUUAGACAAUUUUCAAAAAUUAGUUCAAUGUCCAUAGCUCCUUAUUCUUACGAUUCUGCAAAUGGAUCUUUAACUUCUUUGUUUUUUUGUGCUAAACAAUACAAUGGUGAGCUCUAUCCUGAAAACUCGACCAUAGAAAUACAUGAUUUACCUCAAGAACAUUGUGAAACAAUCCCACCUUUAUACCCAGCUAACAGUCCUUUAUGGGAUACAUUUUCAUUAGAGGAUUAUUUAAAUCAGACUGAUUUCUCAUUGAAUUUUAGGAUGCUGGUAAAUGCUCAGCUACGUUUCAAGUUACGGACUGUGUUUAUUAAAUCCAUGACAAAGUUGGAUGUUCCUGAAUGUUAUCAACUCCACAUAAUCAUUACAUAUGAUAACAGCGAACAUGAUGGUCAAGUUUUAAUAUCCAUGAAAAUACACUCAACGCAAGUGUUGUGUCACAUUGAUUCCAAAGUACCAGAUAAAGGAGAAAAUGCCAGUUACCUGGGAAGACAAGUUUUAAACAGUUUCGUAAUACUCUUAUGCUUGGUUUCUGUUAUCUUGUGUGUCAGAUCUUUGUUCCGUGGAUACAUGCUAGGGCGUGAAACUGUAAAGUUUUUCAAAUCUUAUUUUAGCAAAGACAUACCAACCUGGGAGUUUAUCGAUUUUCUAGAUUUUUGGUACAUCAAUAUUGUGAUAAGUGACAUUAUGCUUAUUUUUGGAUCAUUGAUUAAGUUACAAAUUGAAGAAAAAAGUGCUCACCGCAGUGAAUUUUCCAAAUGUACAAUUCUUCUUGGUGUUGGAAAUUUGCUCAUAUGGGUUGGGUUGUUACGAUAUUUAGGCUUCUUUCCUAAAUACAAUAUGCUCAUUCUGACCGUGAAAAGGGCUUUGCCAAACGUUAUGCGCUUUACUCUCUGUGCUGUGUUGUUAUAUUUGGGGUUUUGUUUUUGCGGGUGGUUGGUUCUAUCGCCAUAUCACAUCAAAUUUGAAACGUUGAGCAGAACAUCUGAAUGUUUAUUUGCCGUCAUGAAUGGUGAUGAUAUGUUUGCUACUUUUGCCCUGGUGGAUACAGGAAAUCAUUUGAUUUGGUGGUUUAGUCGUUUUUAUUUAUAUUUAUUCCUCUUGUUAUUUGUAUAUGUUGUUAUAUCCCUAUUUAUUUCUGUGAUAAUGGAUACAUUUGAAACUAUUAAGUUUACAUAUAUGCAUGGUACUCCCCCUCAAACGGUGGUGGAGUUUUUCCUUUCUGCAGAAUCAAGCUCAGUAUUUUCAAAUGAAGAAGAGAUGGAUGAAUUAGAGCUUCCAGAAACAAGUUCUUUAGUGCACUUGUGGUUCAAGUUCAAAUCAUACUUUCAGUAUCGUUUCCGUUUGUAAAAAUUAUAUUUCAUAGCAUGUACAUAAGGAAGUUGCAGCAUCUCUGUUGUCUAUAAGUUUGGUUUUAAUUCAUUUCAUCAUCAUCAUCACUUUAGUUUCAACUUAAAGUCCCCCCAAAAAUACACAUUUUUAAAUUUGAAAUUUAAUUUUAAGCUGUCUGUUAUUACAAUUAAAGUAAAUGUUAUAAUACAUGUAAAAAGAACAGGGGUUAAACUUUUCUGAGGCUGCACCAGAAUUCCAGGGUUUUUUAAUUGAUAAAUCUUGGGAUUUUGGUAAAAAACUUAUGAAUAUUUUGUCAUAAUUUGCUAAUGUCUAUUCGAAAUAGCUGUUAUUCAAAAUAUAAAUUAAUUCUUUAAAUGUAGUUUUCAACCUGCAGUCCACUGCGUGGAUUUCAAUGGCCCACCUAACAGUUGAGUUUAAAUAUGGCAUUUGAAUAACCACUAGUGUAUCAAAUGGUACUUAUUACAUUUUAAUAUAAUAGCAAUUUGCAGGAGAAAUUUAAACUUUGGGCAGUUGGGUUUUAAUUCAUUGUACAGUAACCUCUCGUUACAUUACGCUUGUUGUGAGACAACAAAAAAGCACGAUAUGUCCGAAAAUGCAAUAUAGCCGCUUUAAUUAAUGCAAAAACUAAUUACAUGUGCCUCUACAAAAAUAUUAGUUCAUCAUCAUACCAGGAACAUUUUCUUAAUAAAAUGAAAGGGAAAUUACUCGACCAAUUUUUCUUUAAAAUAUAUAUAAAUAUAUAUAAUAUAUUAAACACAUUUUUAGGUUUGUGGUUGAAUAUGAAUCGAAAUCUGCAGCUGAAACUGUAACAAGCUAAGUGUACGUAAAAUAUGCCAGUUUUGUUCAUUGAUUGACGAAAGAAGAAAAAAUAUUUUUUUCUGAUCAAUAUUAAGAGAAAAAAAAUCUGUGAUCUCAAAUGCAAAGCAACAUUUAAAAAAAUUCUCUAUAAUUUCUUAGGAGACAAAGGAAAAGCGCGAUAUAUCUGAAUCAGCAAUAUAACGAAGCAAGAUGUAUUGAGGUGCUAAUGUAUGUUAAAAAAGAUCCAAUUUCAUGCUCUGCCUCAUACAUCCCUUUUUGGCAGCUCUUACUUCUGUGAGGGAAUUGUCACUAAAACUUAGGAAUCAUGCAUCAAUCUCAUCUCGAAAUUCUCUUCAAUCUGCUUCAUCACUUAUAUAAGUCAAUGUUGAAAAAUUAGUAAAAGAGAAAUAAUGCCAGAUUUCUCAUUGAACUAAAAAAAGCACCUUUUUGAUCAUUUUAAUUUAAUUUUGUGUUUUGUAACAAAUAUUAGUUUUUUUUUUUUAAUCAUGUUUUGCUAUUUCAAUUAUGCUGUGUUGAAGAUCUAUUUUCACUGUAAUAUGAAUACUUAUUGUAAAACUUUACAUUGUCUGCUUCUAUAUUGAAGUAUGUAUAAUUUGGUCAAUGCAGCCUUCAAACCCUUCCAUAUAGCGAAAAUGUAGUCCUUUAUUAAAUUAAGGUUGAAGACCACUGCUGUAAAUAAUGCAACAUAAAAUGCAUUAUCAAUAGAGGAAUCUGGGGCACACUGGGACAUGGCCCACCUUGGGACACCAUAAAUUUCAGCUGUAAUUUUGUAAACAAAUUAGUUUUCUUUGGACAUCAUAGAUGACAAUGUAAAUUGGAGCAUGAGGCAGUUUAAAUAUGUCCUUUCAUAAUAAUUUAAAGAUUAAAAAAUGCAUUGUGCUGAUAAGCCUAACUUUUAAAAGGUUGAUACAUAAUAACUACCUAAGUGGGACAGGUUGGGACACGGUGUACAGUACAGAAAAAGCCUAUUUCGUUGAACUUUAUAAAUUUGAUAAAGGGUUUAAAUGAACUAAUUUAAGAAAAAUGCUUCUGCUCUUAAACCGCAGCAGAAAAUGUUCUUAGUAAUAAAAUUUUAAUUAAAGAGGCUGUAAAACAUAUGAAUUGAGUAAAAGAACUCUUAAAACAGUAUAUAAGUAAAUUUAAAUUGAAUAUGAAACCUAAUGUAAUUUGUUGGGCUGUAAGUUUGUAAAUAAAGCUUUUUUAAUCAAUUGAGAUUAGUAAUUUUUAUUUAUUUAAGUUUUUUUGCUAGGUGUCCCAAGGUACCCCACCUAGCGGGGCAGGUUGGGACAUUGUAAUGGCUUUUUAAUUUUUAUUAUGAAAAUUUAUUUUGAUGAAAUAAUGGAGUAAAAUAAAAUUUAAUUGAAGCAAAAAUGACUGAAUUACAUGUUCAGCUAAGUUUGUAGAAAAUUGAUUUGAAAACUAAAUUUCUAAAAAUUAUUAUCUAAAGUGUCCCAAGGUGCCCGACUUUCCUCUACUUAUUCUCUUCCAGUGACUAUUCACAAUGUUUCUCUUUCAGAAAAGAAAUUUUUUCCCCCCUCAGUUGCAAAUAUAAUAAUUAAGAAAACACCCCUCUAAUCUUGGCAGGAAGAGAGCAAUAGUUUCCUCUUUGACCAAUUUUGAUUAAGCACCUGUUCUGUUCAUAUUGAUGGAGUAUGUAGUUCUUAUCAAGGUUUUGGGCCCUAGGUUAGUUUUACCCUUGUGUUAGGUACUCAGUUAUAACAAACAGUUACUUGUUACAAUAAGUUACAAGAGUUGUGAAAAAAAAAAAAGAAAAACGAUCAACUUAAAUUUUUGUAUUAAAUCCCAUGCCAGUGACUAUCGCCAAAGAGUGAUUGGCAUGCCUAUGAUUAAUCAUUGAUAAGACCACCUGAAGUGAAGUGCCUAGUAAUCUUUAUUUUUAUUUUGAACUUGUUGAAAGAAAAAAAAGUUAAUGACAUACAAAAUUUGCCAUGUGGUUGAAUCAUAAGUAUCCACCUUUAUUUCCAAUUGCAUUCCCAAAAAUAAUUUUUUAUUAUGAUCUACCUUACUAUUGUUGGCACUCUGAAAACUACAAAAAUCAAUUAUUUUAUACACGCUUGCCAAAUUGUUCACAAAUGAUGCUUCACGAAGAAAACUUGUUUGGGGUUGUCCAUAAAUGUCACUUUUUUUCAACAUAUUCGACUACUCUCUUGCUCUUUGCUUGUUUACUAAGCAUUAUAUUUCAUCUUACUCACUCCCCUAGGAGUGUUAAAUAAACACAUUGUUAUAAUUUUUUUAUUCCAACCAAAAUGUGAUGCCAUCAUUCUUAUUAACCAACUACCCCACCCAUCACAAUUUCAAACUCCCCUUUCCUCGCAAAGUGUCGGAUCAUUUUUGGAUGACCCCUCUUGAUAACACUCUUGAUUAUAGAAACCCUUGUCAGUGCAGAC